Molecule: messenger RNA, 177 nt
Organism: Dovyalis caffra
Lineage: Eukaryota; Viridiplantae; Streptophyta; Magnoliopsida; Malpighiales; Salicaceae
Source: the annotation of a GenBank genome assembly
AUGGAGAGGAAGUCGAAAACUAGGUUUGAAGAGUAUCUUGAAAUGGAGAAGAAACUCAAAUCAUUUCUUCUAAACUUUGUUGCACUGUACAUGGUUGUAGCUUCUGGGAAGUGCUCAAGUCCUGGUGCAAAAGCUUUUUGCGCACUAAUUUAUGGGAUAGGUCCCCUCAAAGAAUAA